AUGCCCGCCGAGGCGCCCGGCAGCGGCGACGGCGCGGAGCCCGGCGCUCCGCGGGAGCGGCGGAGACGGCGCGGCCGUGCGCGGGCGCGGACCGAGGCGCUGCUGCACACGCUGAAGCGCAGCCGGCGGGUCAAGGCCAACGACCGGGAGCGGAACCGCAUGCACCACCUCAACGCCGCCCUGGACGAGCUCCGCAGCGUCCUGCCCACCUUCCCCGACGAUACCAAGCUCACCAAGAUCGAGACCCUGCGCUUCGCCUACAACUACAUCUGGGCCCUAUCCGAGACCCUCCGCCUGGCCGAGCAGUGCCUCCCGCCGCCCCCCGCCUUCCGCGGGGCCGCCGCGCCCCCCAGCCCCGGCAGCGACGCGGGGUCCUGGCUGUCCAGCGCCUCCCCGUCCGCCCCUUCGCUCUGCGCCUCCGCCUCCGGCCCCAGCAGCCCCGCCACCUCCGAGGACUGCGCUUACGCGCCCGCCGACAGCCUAAGGGGCUUCCGCGGGCUGCCCGCCGGCCCGGGCGCGCCCCUCCGCUAG
Messenger RNA from Lonchura striata (white-rumped munia), 531 nucleotides. It is a transcript of the gene NEUROG1, whose product is annotated as neurogenin 1. Gene Ontology annotation, molecular function: protein dimerization activity; E-box binding; DNA-binding transcription factor activity, RNA polymerase II-specific. The record is from RefSeq and is a predicted model, not a curated record. Gene Ontology annotation, cellular component: nucleus. NCBI's taxonomy places the organism in Eukaryota, Metazoa, Chordata, Aves, Passeriformes, Estrildidae. Gene Ontology annotation, biological process: axon development; sensory organ development; positive regulation of transcription by RNA polymerase II.